AUGGGAAAGACUAGGAAUCUCUUCAAGAAAUCAGAGAUACCAAAUGGAACAUUUCAUGCAAAGAUGGGCUCGAUAAAGGACAGAAAUGCUAUGGCCCUAAUGGAAGCAGAAGAUAUUAAGAAGAUGUGGCAAGAAUACACAGAAGAACUGUACAAAAAAGAUCUUCACGACCCAGAUAAUCACAAUGGUGUGAUCACUCACUUAGAGCCAGACAUCCUGGAAUGUGACGUCAAGUGGGCCUUAGAAAGCAUCACUAUGAACAAAGCUAGUGGAGGUGAUGGAAUUCCAGUUGAGCUAUUCCAAACCCUGAAAGAUGAUGCUGUGAAAGUGCUGCACUCAAUAUGCCAGAAAAUUUGGAAAACUCAGCAGUGGCCAAAGGACUGGAAAAGGUCAGUUUUCAUUCCAAUCCCAAAGAAAGGCAAUGCCAAAGAAUGCUCAACCUACCACACAAUUGCACUCAUCUCAGACGCUAGUAAAGUAAUGCUCAAAAUUCUCCAAGCCAGGCUUCAGCAAUAUGUGAACCGUGAACUUCCUGAUGUUCAAGCUGGCUUUAGAAAAGGCAGAGGAACCAGAGAUCAAAUUGCCAACAUCUGCUGGAUCAUGGAAAAAGCAAGAGAGUUCCAGAAAAACAUCUAUUUCUGCUUUAUUGACUAUGCCAAAGCCUUUGACUGUGUGGAUCAC
Bubalus bubalis (water buffalo) is the source of this 681-nucleotide messenger RNA. RefSeq lists its product as uncharacterized. The annotation marks the transcript as partial. Lineage: Eukaryota; Metazoa; Chordata; Mammalia; Artiodactyla; Bovidae. The record is from RefSeq and is a predicted model, not a curated record. The transcript has a single exon.